AUGGCAGUCUACAUCGAGGAACUCAAUGCUGCCGUGAGGAAGGCUGUAUCUGGCGGAGGGCCAGAGGCCCAAAAGCGUCUGUUCAGAGAAGGCAAGCUGCCAGUGCGGACCCGAAUCGAUCUCUUGUUGGACAGAGGAAGCCCUUUUCUGGAGCUGUCACAGCUGGCAGGUCAUGAGCUGUACACUCCCAGAGACGACGUAGCGUGUGGUGGAAUCGUUACAGGCAUUGGUCUCGUUUCAGGCAGGAUGUGUAUGGUCGUCGCAAAUGACCCCACCGUAAAGGGGGGCGCUUACUUUCCCAUUACCGUGAAAAAGCGCUUGCGGGCUCAGGAAAUUGCGAAUGAAAAUCAGCUCCCCUGCAUUUACUUAGUGGAUAGUGGAGGAGCAAACCUGUCCAGGCAGGACGAGGUGUUCCCGGACAAGCUACACUUCGGUCGCAUAUUCUUCAAUCAGGCCACUAUGUCCUCUCAAGGAAUUCCCCAAAUUGCCGUAGUCCUCGGCAGCUGCACAGCAGGAGGAGCCUAUGUACCUGCCAUGGCAGAUGAAGCGAUCCUCUUAAAAGGGAGGGGUGCUAUUUUCCUUGCUGGGCCCCCCCUAGUCAAAGCAGCUACAGGAGAGGUUAUUGGAAGAGAUGAGCUUGGUGGCGCAGGCGUGCACUGCAGGAUAUCCGGAGUGGCAGACCAUUACGCCGAAGAUGAAAGGCACGCGAUAGAGCUCACACGCAGGGCUGUCGCUUCAAUCCCCGUCCACUCAAGUUUCCAAAAUGUUUGCGACAGCCAAUGCACUUCGGUUGCUUCACUUCUACGUGGCUCGUCUUCGGUGGGCAGUGGUGUCAAUGAUCCACUCCUUCCACCGGACAUACUGAACGACCUAGCGCCAUGCAACUUCCGCCAGCCAACAGACAUUCGACGCAUACUGGCUUGCAUCCUAGACAGGUCUGCAUUCGCCGAGUUCAAGCCUUUGUACGGAACAACUCUGGCAUGCGGCUUUGCUCAUCUAAGUGGAUUUCCGAUUGGCGUAGUGGCAAACAACGGCGUUCUUCUUCCGGACAGCGCUCUGAAAGGGGCACACUUCAUCCAGAUUUGUGCACAGAGAGGACUGCCUCUGCUGUUCAUGCAGAACAUCACGGGCUUCAUGGUGGGGAGGGCAGCGGAGCACGCAGGAAUCGCGAAGCACGGUGCGAAGCUUGUCACGGCCGUGUCCUGCUUCCCUUGGCCGAAGCUGACCCUUAUAGUCGGAGCCUCUUUCGGUGCCGGAAACUAUGGCAUGUGCGGAAGAGCAUAUGACCCGCGAUUUCUAUUCACGUGGCCGAACGCGAAAAUCGCGGUCAUGGGUGGCCAGCAGGCAGCUGGUGUGCUUCUGGAUAUUGAGGGGGCUGCUGCACUAAAAAGACAACAAAACAACAACCAGCCUUGGAGCUCGGAGGCGCCGCGAACACAAGGAAAAAAAGUCGAUCGUAAUGCAGUCCAACAGGAACAACAGAUGAAGAUGAAGCAAUCUGAGUAUGAGAGAAUGUACGACCUCCAGAGCAGUGCCAUUUAUGCUUCUGCUCGCAUUUGGGAUGACGGUGUUAUUACGCCUCAACAGACCCGAAAGGUGUUGAGUUUAGCAUUUGCGGCGGCUAUGCAGAAUCCCAAGACCCUUAUGAGGCAUGGAUACACGAAUCCUGCCUACGGGAUUUUCAGGAUGUAA
Besnoitia besnoiti is the source of this 1692-nucleotide messenger RNA. RefSeq names its product putative acyl-CoA carboxyltransferase beta chain. Bases 1 to 1692 code for a protein of 563 amino acids. Gene Ontology annotation, biological process: L-leucine catabolic process. Gene Ontology annotation, molecular function: methylcrotonoyl-CoA carboxylase activity. The transcript has 2 exons. Gene Ontology annotation, cellular component: methylcrotonoyl-CoA carboxylase complex; mitochondrion. The record is from RefSeq and is a predicted model, not a curated record. Lineage: Eukaryota; Apicomplexa; Conoidasida; Eucoccidiorida; Sarcocystidae.